Messenger RNA from Aspergillus sclerotioniger CBS 115572, 959 nucleotides. RefSeq lists its product as uncharacterized. The record is from RefSeq and is a predicted model, not a curated record. The transcript is spliced from 2 exons. NCBI's taxonomy places the organism in Eukaryota, Fungi, Ascomycota, Eurotiomycetes, Eurotiales, Aspergillaceae. Bases 31 to 660 code for a protein of 209 amino acids.
GUAACACAAAUAUCAACACCAAACACAAAAAUGCCCCCCAACCCCACCCCCGUCCUAACCCUCUCAUCACUAACAAUAUCAACCCUCCUCCUCCUAACCUCCUUCAUCCUAACAACCUACACCCUAACCACCUACCUCCACCAAGCAACGCACCUCACCUCCCUCGUCGCAAAAGUCCACAUCUAUAACCACCCGAUCCUAAUUACCACAUCUUAUCAUAUUUUCGCCACGAUUUUCACCUCUGCGGUGUUUCUAACCCUCGCUUUUACUACUCGACGUUCCACUAGCAAAUCUACAUCCGCACCCGUAUCUUGGGUCCUUAAAGGAAGUGUUGUUCUGGGGCUUAUAUUCCUAACCGCCAGCCUCAUCGCCUUUACUGUGAUUCUGGCUACCGGAGAAGUAGGAUUUGGGGCUUCAGUGGGACCAAGAGUCACGGUUUAUUUGGAUGAGAGUGCGAAUGAGUUGGUAUAUCGGGAUGAUGGGACGGGAGUGGCGGGGGUUGUGCUGGGGUGGGUUGGCUGGGGGGCGGGGGUUGUUAGUUGUGUGAUGAUGUUUGUUGGGGGGAGGAGGAAUGGUACCAAUGAAGAGGGGGACAUGGAGAAGGAGGUGAAUGUUGAGGAGGAGAGUGAGGUUGGGUCCGAUAGUGGGAGAAGGGAGUAGGUUAUAGGGGUUAUGGUUAUGUGGAUGGGAUAGUGUGUCUGCAGGAUAGACGCUGAAGACAAUGGGCAGAGGCACCAAAAACACGCCCUGAUGGAUGCAUACCAGGUUGGAACCAGGAAUGAGAAGCGGAGAACGAAGAAAAAGGAUGGACUCGUAGGUAACUGGCUGGUCAUUAAAAGUGUCUCUUUAGUUGUGUGUUGCUUGAUUGGCUUCUUUCUAUAUGCAUGGCUAGAGUUACUUGCUAAUAAUUUUUUACUUAAUGUCUUUUGUUAUAUUAAGAAAUCAGGAUUAACUUUGUC